ACUCAGAAAAUUAUAUUUCAAGCUAUGGUAAAAAGCAACAAGACUACGCUAGCCUCAGACUGGCCCCUUUGCAACUCGGCAUACGAUCUAGAACCAGCAGCUCUCACCUUGGCACCUGAGAUUUUACCAAUAGGCCCACUCUUGGCAAGCAACAGGCUAGGGAAUUCAGCAGGCUACUUCUGGCCACAAGACUUAACUUGCUUAAAUUGGCUGGAUCAACAGCCACCCUGCUCAGUCAUCUAUGUUGCAUUUGGCAGCAUCACAGUUUUUGAUGAAACACAAUUCCAAGAAUUGGCUCUGGCUCUUGAGCUGUCCCAAAGGCCAUUCCUCUGGGUUGUGAGGCCAGACACUACUGAAAAAACAUGUAAUCUCUACCCCGAAGGAUAUCAAGAUCGAGCAGCGUCUCGCGGUUUGAUGGUGGGUUGGGCACCUCAACAAAAGGUUCUAGCUCAUCCUUCCAUUGCUUGCUUCUUAAGCCACUGUGGUUGGAACUCUACAAUAGAAGGUAUAAGCAAUGGGGUUCCUUUCCUGUGCUGGCCAUACUUUGCUGACCAGCUCUUUAAUGAGAGCUACAUUUGUGAUGUUUGGAAUGUGGGGUUGAAGUUCAACAAGAAUGAAAGUGGGAUCAUUACACAAGGAGAUAUCAUGAACAAAUUGGAGCAACUGCUUGGUGAUGUAGGUUUCAAAGCAAGAGCUUCCAAACUCAAGGAAUUGGCCAUGACCAGUGUCAGAGAAGGUGGCCAAUCCAACAAGACCUUUAAGAAUUUUAUUGAAUGGAUGAAGUCAUAGGGAAGUGGCCUACUGACUAAUAUGUUUCAAGAAUUGAUGUAAGGCCAAUGUAUCAGUUGAUACAGUGAUGCAAUAUACUAUUUGUAUCAAAUUGUUACUCGACUAGUUGGAAGAAUCAUAGAACUAUUAGAUAUUCGAUACAACGUAUUUGAAAUGACUAAAUACAAUGUAACAAAUUGAAAUUAUUAAGUACGGACCGAACCUGCAGUCUGCAGAUGACGUAUUUUAUUGGAGUUAUUCGAAAGAAGAGAAAGCAAUGUUUUUCCUCCGGCUCCAAGAGUAUGGGCAAAUGCUAGGUGAUGAAGAUGUGACAUACAUUUUGCUUGUAGGCUUGUCGAUUGUAGCCAGUCAAGGUUGCUUUUUGAAAUGAAAGAACAAGGACUCAAAUUCAGA
Molecule: messenger RNA, 1182 nt
Organism: Prunus mume (Japanese apricot)
Lineage: Eukaryota; Viridiplantae; Streptophyta; Magnoliopsida; Rosales; Rosaceae
Source: RefSeq, a predicted model, not a curated record